AUGGAGGUUCCAUUGGUCAACUUUGAGAACCUGGAUGACAUUGGAAUCAACCUGGGAGACCCAAGUGAUUCAGGAUAUCCAACUUCACCUACUUCAGAGACACCAGAACCAAACCAGCUGACUCGUGGCUUGGAUACUCCGACGCAUUCACCACAAAGACAUAGAAGGCCUGGAAACACUUCAACUUCUCCUACAACACUCACAAAGAAAGAGACAUCAAGUUGCAACAGUCUCAUCUCUAACUGGAAGGUACUUAUGAACAGUGAAGGAAGUCCCAACGAGGCUCUUCUAGGCAAGGUGGCUAAGGAUUGUUGUGAUGACUUAUUUGCAGAGAAGCAGAAACUUGAGGAGGGUGACCAAAGAGUAGUCAUCAAUGUCUCAGGAAUGAUGUAUGAGACGACACAAAAAACCCUUAACCAGUUCCCUGACACUCUACUUGGGGACCCUAAGAGACGGAUAGACUAUUUUGACCCAAUGAAGAAUGAGUAUUUUUUCGACCGAAAUCGGCCAAGUUUUGAUGGAAUCCUGUACUUCUAUCAGUCUGGGGGUAAAAUCCGCAGGCCAGCGAAUGUGCCACUGGACGUUUUUGCUGAUGAAAUUGUGUUCUACAGGCUAGGCCAUGAGGUGAUGGAACAGUUCAGAGAGGACGAAGGUUUUAUCAAAGAACCUGAACCUCAGCUGCCAGAGAGUGAGCUUUACAGACAGUUUUGGCUGUUAUUUGAGUACCCAGAAAGCUCCAGUGCUGCCAGAUGUGUAGCCGUAGUAUCUGUCCUUGUUAUCACUAUCUCCAUCUGCAUCUUCUGCCUAGAGACUCUCCCAGAGUUCCGUGAAGAUCGUGAUUUUCCUCAUCAAAUUGUUAACCUAACACGUGAUGCUAACGCAACGCUCCUAUCCUCAAGCGCUCCUCCCAAACCCAUGGAAUCUGUCUUCACAGAUCCAUUUUUUGUUGUUGAAACUGUAUGUAUCAUCUGGUUCUGCUUUGAACUUGGAGUGCGCUUCAUUGUGUGUCCCAGUAAAAGUGAAUUCUUUAGCAACAUAAUGAAUGUGAUUGAUAUUGUAUCAAUCAUGCCGUACUUCAUCACUGUGAUCACAGAACUUAUGGCGACUCAGGAUUCAGCAGCUAAUCAGAACAUGUCCCUAGCCACACUACGUGUUAUAAGACUGGUAAGGGUUUUUAGAAUCUUCAAGCUAUCACGACAUUCCAAAGGACUUCAGAUUUUGGGACAGACCCUGAAGGCCAGUAUGAGGGAACUUGGCUUGCUUAUCUUCUUCCUUUUCAUUGGAGUCAUUCUUUUCUCCAGUGCCAUUUAUUUUGCUGAGGUUGACGAACCCGAGACGCAAUUUUUAAGCAUCCCGGAAGGUUUCUGGUGGGCUGUGGUAACAAUGACAACAGUUGGCUAUGGUGACAUGUGCCCCAUCACCUUGGGAGGGAAGAUGGUGGGCAUCCUCUGUGCCAUAGCGGGUGUGCUAACUAUUGCUCUGCCUGUUCCUGUAAUUGUAUCUAAUUUUAACUAUUUCUACCAUCGUGAAACUGAGCAGGGAGAGAAGCAGGUGAUGGAUGCAGCUGCAGAGGCUGCUGCAAAUCAGAAGAGUUCUGAUGAUAAAUACGAAAGCAACUUCUCUCUGGACAAGAGCAAUGGAAACUGGCAGAGUGAAAAAAAUGGCAUUCCUUGA
This is a messenger RNA of Trichomycterus rosablanca, 1674 nucleotides long. Its product is annotated as potassium voltage-gated channel subfamily A member 10. NCBI's taxonomy places the organism in Eukaryota, Metazoa, Chordata, Actinopteri, Siluriformes, Trichomycteridae. Gene Ontology annotation, molecular function: delayed rectifier potassium channel activity; protein binding. The record is from RefSeq and is a predicted model, not a curated record. Bases 1 to 1674 code for a protein of 557 amino acids. Gene Ontology annotation, biological process: potassium ion transmembrane transport; protein homooligomerization. Gene Ontology annotation, cellular component: membrane; voltage-gated potassium channel complex. The transcript has a single exon.